Messenger RNA from Aethina tumida (small hive beetle), 2930 nucleotides. RefSeq names its product TGF-beta-activated kinase 1 and MAP3K7-binding protein 2 (gene Tab2). The transcript is spliced from 5 exons. NCBI's taxonomy places the organism in Eukaryota, Metazoa, Arthropoda, Insecta, Coleoptera, Nitidulidae. Bases 310 to 2010 code for a protein of 566 amino acids. The record is from RefSeq and is a predicted model, not a curated record.
AGUCCAUUAGUCCAUCAGUCUAUUGCCGAAACCCGUGUUUACGACACGUACACGAACAAACACCUAAUUAAUCGCCCCCAUUUCACUCCGCCCUUACGACACUGAUUUCUAGCGUGUUUUUGACACUUGUCCGAUAGUUGCUGUUUUUCGAACACCUAAGAAAUAGUGUGUGCUGUGAUUGUCAGUUGUUGUGCGUGCGUGUUGUGUGUGUGUGUGUGUGCGUGUUUGUGUGUGUAUGUGUGUGUAGCGUUGCAUUGGGAUUAACGUCGAAGUCUGUUAUGUGAUUUCGACAGAUCAUAAUGGCCGGCAAUGUUCGCCGGUGGUGGAAACCGACACCGUUCGUCCUCGUCGAAAGUGCGCACCAUGCAGCUAUUCCAUGAGCUAAAGCAACAAUUCCCUACCGCCCCCGAUCACCUAGUCUCCUCUUGUUUGCUCGCCGCCGCCUCCAAAGCCGCCUCACCCCUUAUCCCGUCCUCCAAUUCGGUCCCGCGUCCCAUGGCCCGUCCCCAACUGCCUCCAUCUCCUGUUUCUGAUGAUACAACGGUGGGCACGGAAACAAUGGCUUCCUGCCCUUCCCCCUCGACUGUUGCUUACACAAAGGGGGAGGAAAAUGUCCAAAUGGACAGGAAGAAUGAUGUGAACAAGGUUGAUAACAACACGUUUUAUGCGAAGAGGCCAAACACAUUAGGCAUCAAAAGCGAAAACAAUUUUUCGUUUAAUGAAACAGACAGAUCCCGCCGCCUUCGGACCUCAUCGAAGUGCAACGACGUCCACAAACUGUUAACAUCUGUGGAAAAAAAACCUCCCAGAUCUCCGCUCACCUCGAAGAAACGUCCCGUUACCGUUUCCACCCCGUCACAAACUACUGACACGCUCUUGAACACUCCCUCGCCCUCGGUCAAUCUGUCGCUAAACGUGAAUUGUUCCAUGGACGUUGUACAAAGUCCUACGGCAACGAAGCCGAAAGUGUGUCAACUGCAAGUGACACCGACACAGCCGUGGUUGGAGUCGCCGACAUCCUCGGCGUCGGCGCCAUCGCCGAGGAGUUUUACUAGUGUCAACCUCACCCUACGUCCGCCUUCGUCUGAACCCCAGCCACCAAUAGACAUUACAUCCCAGAAUUCUUCCUUGACUUAUUCCACGAGUAGUUUCGAUUCGAAACGCGGCCUCCAGUCCAGACUGCAAAUUACGGUCGGACCAGGUGGCGGAACCGUGUCCUCGGUCAGGGCGAGGCCGAGGAGUUUUCACCUCGACGAAGGCGUCAAACUGAAGGAUAUCGAUGAGGAGAAACGAGCCGGAUCCCUCGAUUGUUUGCUCACGUCUGACGGACCUUCCGGUGUAGUCCAGCAGCAACAAGCCAGGUUUGACAGGUUAAAAAUCGAGCUGAUGACCGACAAAACGAAACUUGUUGUGAUGCAGCGCGACUACGCGGAAAUGUUAAGGAAGAAAAGAGAGAAGGACCGACUGAACAACGAAGUGAAGAGACAACUCGAACGGGAGAUCAAACAUCUGAAGGUGCAAUGCCUAAACCUGACGGACCAAGACUCGAUCUACACAAACAUUUACACGGGUCAACGUCCCUCGACAGCAGCAACAAUCCAACAACCGUUGCACGUGCCCCAUCUGAGACCGGAUUCGUCCCCGACAACAAUGCAACAACAACCCUUUCAGCCGCUUCAACCGCCUCCAGGUUGGAACUGCAGCCUGUGUACAUUCCUGAACCACCCCGAUCUGAGCAAGUGCGAGCAGUGCGAGAUGCCGAGGACCACGUAUCACGGUACGAGGGAAAGUCACGGUCCAAAUGUGAACAUGUCGGCUGAACAGAUUAUCGAUCAGCUGACAUUGAGGAAUGCUGAAAGUUUCGCGACACAACCGAACGUUUUGGGGCUUGUCACGCCUCGGAACUCCAACAGUCACGUUGUCACAGUUUAUAACAAUCACCUUUUCACUGAUUACCGAAAUAAUAUUACAAACAAUAACGAUGAUCAUGACAUAAUCACAAACAAAUAAUCUACGAUUCUAUAUCCUUUAGUUUUUAUUUUUCUUAACAAGAACUUCAUAUCACAAUUUUCCUGUGAUAUUAUGUGAUAUUUAUUAUUUGAUUUUUUUGAGUGUUUUGCAAUUUAGUGGAGGCUCUCUGAAACUAUUAUUCAGGUAUAGAAAAAAUGUAGAACAUCACAAUAAUUCAAAGUUAUGUUAUGUUAUAUGUAGAUAAAGAAAGCACAGCACGACAGGCCAAAGUAACUGGUGGAAGUCGCAUCUCGAUAUCAUAGAUACAAGCAAAAAUUCGAAACAUAUAUUAUUAUUCUUUAUUCAUAUCAAGCAAUUUAUUGUCCUUAAACAGCAUAUUCAAUAUAUAGGAAAUGUAAAUAUUAUUUACCAAUUUCUCGUUUAAUAAUAUAUUUUAGCUCUUAUACGAAAUGUUUUUGAUUAUAGGUCUGUGCGCGUAAACUAUUUCUUUUCAUUAAAUUUAUUGACUUUGUUUUCUUCUUCCAAUGAUUAAUCCCAGUACAGUAAAAAGAUUUUAAUAAGAAUGUGGCAUACAUUCUGAAGAUGAAUAAUAAAAUAUUGAAUACAAGUUUUUGUCGGGGCAAUUUAUUUAUACCUAUUUAAUUAGUAAGUUUUUGUGAUAUGGUCGACGUCCUCCACAACUAAACCAUUCGGCAUAUUUUAAACAGAGUGAUUUGGUUAAAUUAUAGUUUUUAUACAAUAUAUAGUAACAAUGUAGUUGUGUACUGUUAACAAUUAAACUUAUAAAUUUUAUUACAUUGUUAAUAAUGAAUAGAUGACUAAAAUUUGUUAUCAUCUUAACGCACUGCAAAAAUUAGAACAACUUUGUACAUUUAUUAUCCCUAUAAAAUAUUGUAUGAGUAGUUUUUGUUUGUUCGUUUGUUUGUUGUACAUAAAAUAAAUAUGUAAUUUAAAAAGAA